AUGAGAGGCGUAGUAAUCAAGGACCGUAAUUCCCCCUGGGAAGUCUCUAAUGAUCUGGAGAGACCUGUUCCGGGAAAGCAUCAGGUUUUGGUGAAAUCGUUGGUUACAGGAAUUAAUCCUUUGGACAAUAUAAUGCGACAGACCGGUUCCCUUAUCCCAUCCUACCCAAUAGUACUCGGCUGUGACGCUUCAGGAGUGGUUGUUGAAUUAGGCCCUGGCGUUGAGAAAUUCAGAGUUGGAGAUGGCAUUUUUGGAUGUGCGACGAGAGUCGGAGAGGAGGGCUAUGGUACUUUUCAGGAGUUUCAUUUAAUGGAUGAGAAACUGGCGUUUAAGAGACCAGAAAGAGUGUCGGUUGAAGAAGCUGCGACAAUUGGAGUGGGACUUUUGACGGCAGCAAUUUGUCUAGAUGAGGGAAAUGAUAUCAUGUAUCCUGCCACUCGCGAGAAUCAACCAGAAUGGUUUAUUGUUUUAGGAGGCACGUCGAACGUCGGACAAUACGGAAUUAAGCUUGCGAAACUGUGCGGAUACCAAGUCCUUGCUUCAUGCUCGCAAUCUAAUGCUGAGCUUGUCACAUCUGUCGGUGCAGAUGCAACAUUUGACUACAAACAAUCUACCGAAACACAAUUGUCUGAGAUCGAAAAAAUUACAUCGGGAGAGUUCGCGGGUAUAUUCGAUGCGUCGGCUGCUAGUUCCACCGUAGGCUUGGCUGUUUUGAACACCAAAUCCACAGCCAAAACACAAAAAACAUUCUCGACCACGAAUGAUUGGGACGAAAUCGAAGAACAAAAGGAUAUCAAAAUUUAUCACGUCCACCUUGGACAAAUGGGAAAUUUUGGAGAGCCAUUAGGCGACGCAACCAACAGCAUUGUAGAGAAGCUAAUCCCAAGACUUGAAACCUUGCUUUGGAAAGGACUAUUAGAGCCAAAUGAAGGAGAAGUAGUUGCGACUGGAUUUGGAGGGGUAAGUUUUGGCGUUGAUCUUUCGACGAAAAAUGAGAUUGGAGGGAAGAAGAUAUUGGUUAAGCUGCAGGAUUCGUAA
Molecule: messenger RNA, 1038 nt
Organism: Botrytis byssoidea
Lineage: Eukaryota; Fungi; Ascomycota; Leotiomycetes; Helotiales; Sclerotiniaceae
Exons: 7
Coding region: 1-1038 (345 amino acids)
Molecular function (GO): oxidoreductase activity, acting on NAD(P)H
Source: RefSeq, a predicted model, not a curated record